This is a messenger RNA of Meleagris gallopavo (turkey), 4246 nucleotides long. Lineage: Eukaryota; Metazoa; Chordata; Aves; Galliformes; Phasianidae. The record is from RefSeq and is a predicted model, not a curated record.
UUCCUGCCCUUGCUUGACAGGGAAGAAGAAAAAUGCCAUCAGCACAAAAGCCGAUGCGGUACGGACACACGGAGGGACACACGGACGUGUGUUUCGAUGACAGCGGCAGCUGCAUCGUAACUUGUGGCAGUGAUGGAGAUGUUAGGAUUUGGGAAAACCUGGAUGAUGAUGAUCCAAAGUCCAUUAAUGUUGGAGAGAAGGCUUAUUCAUGUGCUCUGAAGAAUGGCAGAUUGAUCACAGCAGUAUCAAACAACACUGUUCAGAUACACACAUUUCCUGAAGGAGCUCCAGAUGGGAUCCUUACUCGUUUUACCAUGAAUGCAAACCACGUUGUCUUUAAUAGUGAUGGUACCAGAAUUGCUGCUGGAUCUAGUGACUUCAUGGUCAAAGUUGUGGAAGUGGCUGAUAGCAGCAAGCAGAAAACGUUCCGAGGACAUGAUGCUCCUGUCUUAAGCCUGUCUUUUGACCCCAUGGAUAUUUAUCUGGCAUCAGCAAGCUGCGAUGGUUCUGUCAGAGUAUGGAAAGUGGAAGAUCAGACAUAUGUGACAAACUGGCUGCUGCUGCAGAAAUGUAAUGACGUGAUAAAUGCUAAAUCAAUAUGCAGGCUUGCCUGGCAACCUGGCAGUGGCAAGCUGCUGGCAAUUCCUGUAGACAAAGUUGUUAAACUAUACAGAAGAGAAACCUGGGAUAAUCAAGUUGAUCUAUCAGAUACUUCCAUCACGCAGCCCCUGAAUGUUGUGGUGUGGUCUCCCUGUGGGCAGUACCUGGCAGCUGGAAGCGUGAAUGGGUGUAUGGUGGUGUGGAAGGUGGAAACCCAGGAGUGCAUAGAGAGGAUGAAGCAUGAGAAAAGUUAUUCGAUUUGCGGACUGGCAUGGCAUCCCAAAUAUGAGCAAAUAGCUUAUACAGAUACUGAAGGAAAUCUGGGGUUGUGGGAGGACAUCGGUGGUGGAAAGAAACCAAACGACAAGGUUGCCAAUACUGUUACGAAAGACUAUGAAGAUCUUUUUGAUGGAGAUGAUGAUGACUAUUUAAAUGGAGAUAUGAUUGAACCACAAUCUUCCCCAAACACUGGAGCUAAUGGAGAUCAUGGUGAUGAUGAUGAUGACCUUAUGCCAACAUCAGGCCAUCCAAGACAGGCAGUAAUUGAUGAUGAUGAUAAUUCAUUAGAUAUUGGAAUGAUAAAAGCUAAUUCCAAUCUACUUGAAAAGGAGGAGGAUGAUGAUGAUGAUCAGAUUGGUGGCUUUCCAGCUCUGCCAACGUCAUCUACACAGCAGCCUUUUUAUGAUGGGCCAAGGCCAACCCCCAGGCAAAAACCAUUCCAGUCUGGCUCCACUCCUGUACAUCUCAUGCAUCGCUUCAUGGUUUGGAAUUCUGUUGGUAUCAUUCGUUGUUACAACGAUGAACAAGACAACGCUAUUGAUAUAGAAUUCCAUGAUACCUCCAUACAUCAUGCCACACACCUGCCUAACUCCCUGAAUCACACCAUGGCUGACCUUUCUACUGAAGCUAUUUUACUAGCCUGUGAGAGUACAGAGGAACUCGCAAGCAAGCUCCACUGCAUUUAUUUUAGCUCCUGGGAUGCAAACAAGGAGUGGACAGUAGAUAUGCCAAAGGAUGAAGAUAUUGAAGCAAUCUGUCUAGGUCAGGGCUGGGCUGCUUGUGCCACUAGUGCCUUGCUGGUUCGACUGUUUACAGUUGGAGGAGUUCAGAAAGAGAUAUUCUGUCUCCCAGGUCCAGUGGUGUCUAUGGCAGGGCAUGGAGAGCAGCUGAUGAUUAUUUAUCACAGAGGUACUGGAUUUGAUGGAGACCAGUGCCUUGGAGUACAGCUGAUGGAGCUUGGAAAGAAGAAGAAACAAAUUUUGCAUGGAGAUCCUCUUUCUCUUACAAAGAAAUCCUAUUUGGUGUGGGUUGGAUUCUCAGCAGAAGGUACCCCGUGUUACGUGGAUUCUGAGGGAAUUGUGAGGAUGUUGAACCGAGGACUUGGGAACACUUGGAUUCCAGUGUGUAACACACGAGAGCAUUGCAAAGGCAAAUCUGAUCAUUACUGGGUCGUUGGCAUCCAUGAAAACCCCCAGCAGCUCAGGUGUAUUCCUUGCAAAGGAGCCCGAUUCCCUCCGACACUUCCACGUCCUGCAGUGGCAAUAUUAUCUUUUACACUCCCUUACUGCCAAGUUACAACAGAAAAGGGACAGAUGGAGGAGCAAUACUGGCGGUCAGUGGUAUUUCACAACUAUGUGGAUUACUUAUCAAGAAAUGGCUACGAGCUUGAUGAAAAUGCUAAAAGUCAGCCAGUGAAAGAACAGCAGGAACUUUUGAUGAAAUUGUUUGCUCUUUCUUGUAAACUGGAGCGUGAAUUCCGCUGUGUGGAACUUGCUGACCUCAUGACACAAAAUGCUGUGAAUUUAGCCAUCAAGUAUGCAUCCCGCUCUCGAAGACUCAAUUUAGCUGAGCGACUCAGCGAGGUGGCUGUAGAGAAAGCAAGUGAAUUGGCAACAGCACUGGGGGAUGAAGAGGAGGAGGAGGAUUUCCGAACUCACUUGAAUGCUGGUUACAGCACCUCUGCCACAGAGUGGGGCCAGCUGCCAGGCAGAAGUGCUCAGCAGGACCAAGAGAUGGAAGAGGCUGAGGAAACCGAUGGGUGUGAGGAAGCAGAAGGAAUGCCUGAAGUGCCUAAACAGAGGCCAAAUCCUUUCUCCAAGGCAGUCUCUUCAGCAGAGGUGAUUACUCCUAAGUCUGCUGUAAUUGCAUCAAGCAGCCAAGGACGAGUGAAUCCCUUCAAGGUGGCAUCCAGCAAAAAGGACCCGUUGGUCCCCUCAGCAAACGUUUUAGACACUAUGAGCAAAUACUCAAAGAAAAUUUCUAGCAGUCGAGCUGUAAACAAGCAGAGCCCUCCAGUUAUAAAGCCUCUGAUUCCUAAGCUGAAGUCCAAGCAGGCUUCAGCAGCGUCCUUCUUCCAGGUACGCACACCUAGCUCCAGUGAAAAAAGAGUGGGAGAAAGAGAAGAAAAAGCAGGAAAUGAGCCCCCUGUGGUCCAAGUCACUGCACAGGACAGCUCUGAAAACAAAAGACCAAAGACAGGUUUCCAGAUGUGGCUAGAAGAGAACAGAGCAAACAUUUUAACAGAUAAUCCUGGUCUGAAUGAAGCAGAAGUAAUAAAAGAAGGCAUGAGUCGGUUUAGGAUUCUGUCAACAGAAGAAAGAAUGGUGUGGACUGAGAAAGCAAAAGGUGGAGCAGUAAAUGAUUUAACAGAAGAUAAAAAACGAAAGCGUCCCACAGCUGAUGAAGAUGAGGCGAAAAAGAAUGAGGAGCAAAAAUCAGAGGACUCAAAUGUAUCCAAAAAGAAGAAGCCUUUAGAUCAAUCAACCAAUGUCAGAUUGUCAUCUUUUGCAUUCAAGCAGAGCUAAAUAAUGUGGUACCUUCUCAGCAUCUGCUUUCUCAGUGCUGUUAUCCAGUGUUUUCAAAAAUUUGCCACUGUGCUCAAAGAGCACUAGCAAAAAGAGAGUGCCUUGCUCCAAAUGUUUUUAGAAAGUAUCUUAAGAUCGACUCUUUAGAGAAAUGUUGAAUCCGUUCAUCAGGUCUCUUUGCAAAUUGCUAGUGUAAAGACAGACAGAAAAGCUAAUGCUAAUGGACCUGUUACCUAGGAGUGCAGUUCCACAGUUUUGUGUAGCCGUGUGUCUGCACACUCAUAAUAUUUGGUGCUAAAUAUGGGUGUCGUUUUGGGGAGCAUAUGCUAUGUACAAAAACUGUCCUGUGGUUUUAGAGUCAUGGCUUCUGUACCAUUCCUUCUGCCUGCUGCAAACACUUGUAAGAGAAGGACAGUGCAAGGAGUGAGAAGGAGGGGAAGAUGAUGACUUAACAUCUUGAUGGUCAGCUGCAGUUUCAGCAUGUGAGGCAGUCACUGAGAAGCCUGACCCAGGCUGGGACAGCAAACCAGAGCAGGUAGGACUGAAGCUGAAUUAGGAGUAUCAAGUGUGCAAAAAUGAGCCAUGCCAGACUAUGCAAAUGUGCUUUCCCUGUCUGUACAUCAGUGCUCAGAAAUUGUGUGCAUUGUUUCAUGUGUUUGUUUUUAAAAUGAAAUGUGAUUGUUCCUUUCCUUUACAGUUUUUGUAAUUAAGCAGACUUUAAGGCAGUCAUAUUUACCCUUCUUUGGGGAAGAGGCAAUGUGUCUAGUAGAUACAUUUGAAAGACAUUCAAGUUUCAGAACUUCUUUUUUUGAGAUAAAUUAAACCAAUUUAACAUAACAGCA